Effrenium voratum is the source of this 1344-nucleotide messenger RNA. The record is from the annotation of a GenBank genome assembly. NCBI's taxonomy places the organism in Eukaryota, Dinophyceae, Suessiales, Symbiodiniaceae.
AGAACAUUCAAAGAGAUCACCCUGACAAGUUAGAACAGCCCUGCACAGCUAUGACGGACCAGCUUGCCUUGGGCUAUGCUUGCUGCUUGAUCGCCAGUGUUGCCUAUGCGGUGAAUUUCCUGCCCGUGAAGAAGUACGAGACGGGGGACGGGAUCUUUUUCACCUUUGCCAUGUCCCUGGGGAUCUUGAUGGUUGGUCUAGUGAUGGGCUUCAUGCAGCACGAGCCCUUUGUCUUCGAACCCCUGGCCGCAGUGGGCGGAGUUAUCUUCACGAUGGGAAACCUCGUGUGCCCGUUGGUGAUCCAGCUCAUAGGCCUGGGCCUAGGUUUGACGAUCUGGGACCUCAGCAACAUGCUCAUGGGCUGGUUCACGGGGCGCUUUGGCCUUUUCGGGGUGGACCAGGAGAUUUCGGAGAAGCCCCUCUUCAACUACAUCGGUUUAGCGCUGGCCUGCGUCUCCUUGGUCUUCAUGUACCUGGCCGCACACUUCGACACGAAGCCCAAGGAAGUUGAGUCGCAAAACUUGGAGGGUGCGGAGGACUUGGAGCGCACGACCUCGGUCGGACCUGAAGGACGAGAGGCAAAGCCCCAUGAGAAUGGUCAUGGGUACAUCUUUGGCCAUGCUCGCAGGCGUUCUCUUUGGCGCGACCUUCGACCUGCCCCAGGAUCUGAUGCAGGGGCAGUUUGGAGAGAACCACAGCAGCUAUGCUCUGGACUACGUCUUCAGCCACUUUCUUGGGAUCUUUGUCUCGGCAGCUGCGUCCUUGCUCGUUUACGUCCUCGUGCGGCGGAGAAAAAGCUUUGCCCCCUUGAACCUCGUGCUGCCGGCCAUGUGCUCAGGCAUCAUUUGGGCCAUUGGCACGGUUGCUUGGUUCCAGGCCAACGCGGAGCUGGGCUUCUCAGUGACGUAUCCAAUCAUUAGCAGCGUGCCCAGCAUCCUGGCUCUCUUGAUCGGCUUCUGCUGUUUCAGUGAGCUUGCGACCUCAAAGAGCCGCUGCUUCGCGCUGAUUGGCGUCAUGAUUCGCCUGCCGGGCGUGGCCCUCAUCGCCAUCUCCCGACUCUGAGUGGAUCUGAGUGGUCCCUAAUUACUGUGGAUGGAUAACAUCCUGCACUAGUUGGGAUGAUAAACCACCCCAUCCACAGUGUGUCUAGUGUGCAUCGAUUUUCGGUAGUGCCGCCGAUCCGGUGACGUGAGGUUGCCGGAUAGCUGCGUCUCAACAUCUCUUCUUGUCAGCGAGCACUGACACUGUACGUGUCAUGGUCGCAUUGAAGAGAAGCCCUGACGUAGCAAGAUUGCAUCCAGACGGUGUCAGGGAGCUCCUCCUUCCUCACCAUUGUACAGGCAU